CGACUAUAAAGCUGGUUGUGCCUUCACCCUCACCCUGAAGGUGACAGUUUCUUGGAGCAUUCCCUCAUCUUCUUUGGGGUCCCGGCUCCAGAGGCUACUCUUCCCAGCUCAGUUCAGCACCUCCUCACAGCCACAGCAGCCACCUUGCCAUCUGUAUGCUGACCAUGUUUUCUGUGAUUGGACUCUCCAUCCCCGUCUCAGCCACAGAGCUUCUCCUGGCCUCCACUGUCUUCUGCCUGGUAUUCUGGGUGGUCAGGGCCUGGCAGCCUCAGGUUCCCAAAGGCCUAAAGAGCCCACCAGGGCCCUGGGGAUGGCCCCUGCUUGGACACAUACCGACCUUGGGGAAGAGCCCACACCUGGUGCUGUCGAGGCUGAGCCAGCAUUAUGGGGACGUGCUGGAGAUCCGCAUUGGCUGCACACCUGUGCUGGUGCUCAGUGGCCUGGACACCAUCCGGCAGGCCCUGGUGCAUCGGGGCGAUGAUUUCAAGGGCCGGCCUGACCUCUACAGCUUCACCUUCAUCAAUGAUGGCCAGAGCAUGACCUUUAACCCAGACUCUGGACCAGUGUGGGCUGCCCGCCGACGCCUGGCCCAGAAUGCCCUGAAGAGUUUCUCCAUCGCCUCAGACCCAGCUUCCUCAUCUUCGUGCUACUUGGAGGAACAUGUGAGCAAGGAGGCUGAGGUCCUUAUUAGCAAGUUCCAGGAGCUGAUGGCAGGGGUUGGACAUUUUGACCCCUACAGGUAUAUAGUGGUGUCAGUGGCCAAUGUCAUCUGUGCCAUGUGCUUUGGUCAGCGCUAUGACCAUGAAGACCAAGAACUACUUAGUCUAGUCAACCUGAGUAAUGAGUUUGGGGAGGUGACUGCUUCCGGAAACCCAGCUGACUUCCUUCCUAUCCUCCGUUACCUGCCCAACCCUACCCUGAGUGUCUUCAAGGACCUGAAUAAGAAGUUCUCCAUCUUCAUGCGGAAGAUGGUUAAGGAACACUAUAAAACAUUUGAGAAGGGCCACAUCCGGGACAUCACAGACAGCCUGAUCAAGCACUGUCAGGACAAAAGGCUGGAUGAGAAUGCCAAUAUCCAGCUGUCUGAUGAGAAGAUCGUUGGUAUCGUCAUGGACCUCUUUGGAGCUGGGUUUGACACAGUCACAACUGCCAUUUCUUGGAGCCUCCUGUACCUGGUGACAUGCCCCAAUGUGCAGAAAAAGAUCCAGGAGGAGCUCGACACAGUGAUUGGGAGGGCGAGGCGGCCGCGCCUCUCUGACAGAUCCCAGCUGUCCUACAUGGAGGCCUUCAUCUUGGAGACCUUCCGACACUCGUCCUUCGUCCCCUUCACCAUCCCCCACAGUACCACCAGAGAUACAAGUCUGAGAGGCUUUUACAUUCCCAAGGGGCGUUGUGUCUUUGUGAACCAGUGGCAGAUCAACCAUGACCAGAAACUGUGGGACAACCCAUCUGAGUUCCGGCCAGAACGGUUUCUCACCCCCACUGGUGCUAUCAACAAGGCACUGAGUGAGCAGGUGAUUCUCUUUGGCCUAGGCAAGCGGAAGUGCAUCGGUGAAACCAUUGCCCGCCUCGAGGUCUUUCUCUUCCUAGCCACCCUAUUGCAGCAGGUAGAAUUCAGCAUGCCAUCGGGCGUGAAGGUGGACAUGACCCCCAUCUAUGGGCUGACCAUGAAGUAUGCCCGCUGUGAGCACUUUCAGGUACACGUUCGCUCUUAGGGAGCUGAGAGUCCUGCAGAGCCACAUACCUGUAAAAGCUACUCAGACUUGUGUCUCUGGGGGUACUGGGAAGGGAGAAAGCCCAGUUAAGAUCAGGGCCACAGUGAGAUCCCCCUAUUUCCCAUACCAUCUUCCUCCCACCAGCCCUGAUCUAGUACAUGGACCUAAGUAAGGCCCCAAAUCUGUCUCCCUGGCCUGCCUGCCCAGAUGGGCCAGGGGUGGGCCCAGGGAGGUCUAAGCUUUGGCUUGAAAGCCACAGAUAUUGGACUGGCUGAUUUUUUGCUCUCUGGCUGUAGGCAAGCCUGAGGGAUCAUGCCUGCUUCCCACCCUGGACUUUCCUCUCUGCAUACUGAAUGCAGGCAGUGGUCACUAUAGGGGCCACACAGGAACUGAUGAAGCCUUCUGAAGCAGUGUUUGAGCUAGAAGGUCUAGUAAGGUUAGGAGGUUCUCUGGCUUCUGGAAACCUCUGAGGAACUCUUUGGAAGGCCUGGACCCAGCACCUAGCUGGCUCUCUGUGAGGUCUGGCUGGCUUGAGAAAUAUUUACAACAAGCUACAUCAAGUCCUGUUCAAUCUCUUUGACUAUUGGGAUCCAUCAAGAGUGAAAGGAAGAAGCAGCCCAUGAUUCUGGCACAGAGUCAGUCCCCCUACUUGAACAAGACUGAGGAAUCUGACCACAGGGGUCUGAGACACCGUUCCUGGGGACAUUGCCUUCCUCUGUGCAGGCAGGAACAGUAACGCCUCCUGGCUUUAUGAGGCUUCUGUUCCUGUCCAUGAGGAGCUGGGGACCUGUGUCUUAGAAGAGCACAGAGACAAGAACUAGGCGUCCUAUAACUAGGCAUCAGGACCAGAUAGGAGGUGGUAAUUCAAUCACCUUCUGUUGGUCUCCUUUCUCUAUACCCUGUACUAAUGUGUCUUUUAAAAAAUAUUUGUGUGCAAGGAGCUUUUCAUUUUAGCCUACAUUGUACUUGCAUGUUUGCACUUACCAUAUGUAAAAGCUUAACAAUUUAUUGAAUACAGUAGAGAAAAUUCAUACCCAUGUAUCCAGAAAUGUGUAGGAAACAUUUUCCUGAGCUAAAUAAAGAUAUUAUGCAGAAGUCCUA
Phyllostomus discolor (pale spear-nosed bat) is the source of this 2816-nucleotide messenger RNA. RefSeq names its product cytochrome P450 1A1. Gene Ontology annotation, biological process: progesterone metabolic process; hormone biosynthetic process. Bases 156 to 1715 code for a protein of 519 amino acids. Gene Ontology annotation, molecular function: heme binding; iron ion binding; steroid 17-alpha-monooxygenase activity. NCBI's taxonomy places the organism in Eukaryota, Metazoa, Chordata, Mammalia, Chiroptera, Phyllostomidae. The record is from RefSeq and is a predicted model, not a curated record. The transcript is spliced from 7 exons.